GUAUUUUCUGAACAGAACAUAGUCUCUCACCACACUCAAGCAACAGACGGUUUUUAUUAUUUCUACCACAACUGUGUAUUGAGGAUUAUUAAGAUCGACUUUGUUUUCUGGAUUGAGGCUGCCCACAAUUCCUGUAAAAGAAGAUGCAGUUUAAAAGAUGCUGGGAAAAGUGUUUCAGAGCAUAAGCACACCUUAUUGAAAGGAUAAAAGUUAAGAGCGAGAAGGCAAGAUCCUCCUCAGUUUUAGCUAAUUACUCAUUUUUGUAAUUGCUUAAAAUAACAGAACAGAGCAGGACACUCAGAAUACACCACCAGUAAGACUGGAGUAGCUGAAAAACUAUCCCACUACAAUUACCAAGAAACAAAAUGCUCAAGUAAGGUGAAGCUAUUUUAUAAGUCAAAAAUUCAAUGGAAAUAGUAACACAUUAUUUCAAUAUAGCAGCCAGAGAAAAAGCCUGAGAACAGUUAUUUCAAAGCACAUUUAACCGACACUGCAAAUUAUAAUCAAUGUUCUCUCUUGUUGUCUCUUAAGACAUCAACAGCAACAAGAAAUACUGAUGUCAAGCUUUUUUUAGGUCUUAGAGAAGCUUUUAUAAUUCAACAUACAGGCUUUCAGCAACAAACACGUAAGCCCAUUAAGAUCACUUUGAACUGUCUGAUCUAUGCUGUGCAUGCAACUGUGGGCUGUGUAUAUACUUGUUCUGUUUUGUGUGAAAUCCAUACAUACCUGCCAAUUCUUUAAUUACUUCUUCCCUACUCAUAUGACUGUUAUUACGAGCUUUGUAAACGAUCUGAAAAGUGCCCUUAUUAGGGGCUUUAAACCAAGGCUCAAAAAACGUUUCCGUGUACUUUUUCAUAUCCUCCAUGAAAGCCUUGCAAGUUCCAGAAAUGGGCAGCAUGCGCAGAAUGACUCUUGUUUUCUUCUUUUUAGUGGUAUGCAUAUCCUUUAAUAUAUGGUGCACCAGGUUCUCAGGUUCUACAAGAAAAAGAGUUACGUAUGAGAAACAAAUAGAAUGCAUUAUCUCCCUCCUUCCCCCUCUAAAUAAUAAGCUGGGGAAAUGCACACUUGGCUUCGUUGCUGUCAGCCUCAAAUCCUUUUUAUGUAAAGAGCUGAUUUACUAUAUCAACACUGGAUAAUCAAAGCUUAUUUUGUGAAAGCACAUUCCUCUGCCCUUAGUUUCUCCAUUAAUGACAAAACUCAGUGGCACAGCGAAAGGGAAGGGGAAACACUAUUUUUUUUAAUAUACACGUGUUUAUUGGAAGCCAGGCUCUGUGGCCUAUCACUAAGGGUGCUCAGAGCAGUUUGCAUUACUCAGCAUCAGCUGAUGUCCCACCUAUGCCCUGGGUUCUGAUGAAGACCACGUUGUUGGCACCGCUCUCCACCGACUGGAACCGCCGCAGCUUCUGCUCCGUCGAGGCACGGAUCUGGCCAACCUCCUUCUUCAGGGCCGCCUCAACGUCGUCCUCAUCCUCCUCCCUGUCGCUUUCAGACAGCCUCUCCUCGUGAUCUGAAAACUUCACACAGUCUGUCGACUGACAGUUGCUGAAGGGGAGUGAGCAGCCCUUAGUCCUGCACUGCAAUACCACAUCCAACACCGACCCCUGCGCCCCUGGCUGGCGGAGUCCUGAAAGUGUCACAGUGUAGAGGGACCAGCUAAAAACAGCAGCUUUUUGAACAGGACAACAGAAAAAUGCUUUGCCAUGAUUUGGGCCAGCAUUUGACACACAGAGUUUUUUGGCUCUUCGACCGCAGUUGCACAGAGGGGGAGUUGGUUUUCCACUUCUCACAGCUCUUACACGCGGAUUCAAGUUGACCGUGGAGUUGAGAAUGGCAGGAGACACUUUGGGCAAAUUCGAACUUCUCAAAGGAAAAGUCGUGUCGCCUGUCAGCAGCUUUGCUUGGGGAGGACUGUGAAAUCAGCCAUGACCAGCUGUAUGAGUUGUUGAAGUAUGCAGCUUUGGGAAAAUGCCACAAUGCAGCUCAGCCCAGCUGGUGCCGUAUUUAUCACCAAAGCCACCUGGCUGGAGUUGUGGUUGUUGUUCUACAUGAAAUGAGCCAAGUCCAUUUCUACAGAUUCUAUUUACAGUUCAAACACCUCAGAAAACUGUUCCGGCAUAGAUUCACAUUAACACCAUCUGCUGACUUCCUCGCCAGCCUGUAUGGGGAAGGAACAGACCUGAAACCUCAAAACACAGCACAAGGCUUGACUUCCACCAGCAGUGACUGUGUUACUAAAAGCUCAGACUUGCAAUGUGAUCCCAUCAUUCAGAGAUACGGAGAAAAAAGACGAGGCCUUACCAGCUAUACUCUGACUUUAGAAGAGCAGAAAAAAAAUGACUAUCCCAUAGAAGGCUCUCCAGGAUGCAAGGAUUAUAUCUCUACAGAGUGUGAUCAGCAGAGGACAGACAGCAGCCCCCUCUUUGGUCUGGAUUGUGAAAUGUGCCUGACUGCAAAAGGGAACGAAGUCACCCGUGUGUCUUUGGUGGAUGCGCGGGGUCAGUGCCUCCUGAACGAGCUGGUCAAACCUGAGAGCACAGUGAUGAACUACCGCACCAGGUUCUCAGGAGUCACAAAAAAAAUGCUUCUUCCAGUGAAAACAAGACUGUCAGACAUCCAAACCAAGCUAAAACAAAUGCUUCCCCAUGAUGCAGUAUUGGUGGGUCAUUCUCUAAACUCUGAUCUUCAGGCUUUGGAAAUGAUCCACCCCAGUGUUAUUGAUACUUCAUUGCUUUUUGCCAGAACUGAAGGUCGAAGAUUUAAGCUAAAAUUUCUAGCCAAAGCUGUUUUAGGGAAGGAGAUUCAGUGUGAACAGAAGCUUGGGCAUGAUCCUACAGAAGAUGCUAGAGCUGCAUUGGAAUUAGCUCAAUUCUUCAUUGAGCAAGGACCAGCAAAGGUAGCAGAACUAAACUUGGAGAUGCUUCUGACAGCUGAAAAACUGGCUGAGGUCUCACAGAACAAAGCUGCGCUGCAGCCACAAGGAUGUGGGGUCCAGAAAGAGCUGAACGAGCCUCCACGUUUAUCUAACCCAUGCUUUUUAGACUGCCUGCAGGUGACUGGCCAAAAACCCCUCCUUUUGGGCAGACAGGGACUAGACUCUUCCGGCCUGUGUCAGAGUAACCUGAGCACGUCAAACAAACAGAUUCUUCAGAGAGCCUUGGAAGAUGUUCCCCUGUCCACAUUCAGUAUCAUUCAGUUCAGUUUGGGUCCAGAGUACAUUGCAUCUCACCUUCAUACUGCACUUUAUGAAAAGGUGAGAAGCAAGCUGACUGACAUGCUGACAAUUUACGCAGGUCCUUUUGAAGAAAGCUUUUGCCUGAAGUCUGUGAAGAAAGAAUUUGGGAGGUGUGGACCAAUCCAGUCUCUUACAGUGGUAACUGAAACAUUCCAGCCCUAUGUCUGUGUCCAAUAUGAAGUGCUGGAAGCUGCCCAGCUUGCUGUGGAAAACCUAAAUGGAGCUGAGGUAGCAGGAUCCUGCAUUAAGGUGCAGAGACCUGUCACUGCAGCAAUGCUGGACUGUGAUGUUCUGAUAAAGGAAUUAGAACUGGAUGUAGAAAAUGAAGGUGUGAUUUAUGUGGCGGGUCUAAAGAAGUCAUUAACAGAGACAGACUUGCAAGAAGAAUUCAGCCAGUUGAAAGACUUGGAAACACUGUUCCUGCCAAAGGAUCUCCAGAGUGGAAAGCACAGGAAUUGCUGUUUCCUCAAAUUCCAGAAAUCACAGAGUGCCAUGGAUGCCCUUGAAGCUAUAAAUGGAUGGACCAUGAAGGGUAGCGAGCUAAGAAGUAGGAAUGCUCUUGCCUCAGGGCACCUCUGGAGAUGGAUAUGGCAAAUGAAUCACAGCAAUGGGAAACAAGGAAAACACAUCUUCUAUGAGAAAAUGGAGCAGCUGUCUGACUCUGAGCAGGAUCUAAGGAAAAAGGUGAAGAAGUUAGACCACCAUAUCAAAAAACUUUAUAGAAGUCUGCAGAAUAACACCCUGUGUGUUGUUCUCUUUCCUGGACUGAACAGCACACAUGGAUCACAACCCGGCCUUGGUCUGAUGGGAAUAAAAAAUGACGGAGGGAGGAGUGCUUGUUAAACUGCCAAGUUUUUAAGCAAAGUCUUUUGUUAAGAUAUUUUUAAUUACUUGAAAUAUUGAUGUCUUUGUAAAGAUCUCUUACCACAAGAACAAUAGGCUUUCACUCUGUAUCUUCUAUGAAGUCUAAAAAUAAAAGCCAUUCAAAACAUCUUAAAA
Molecule: messenger RNA, 4231 nt
Organism: Chiroxiphia lanceolata (lance-tailed manakin)
Lineage: Eukaryota; Metazoa; Chordata; Aves; Passeriformes; Pipridae
Gene: REXO5
Product: RNA exonuclease 5
Exons: 21
Coding region: 2051-4075 (674 amino acids)
Cellular component (GO): nucleus
Molecular function (GO): exonuclease activity; RNA binding
Source: RefSeq, a predicted model, not a curated record